GGCCGCGGACGCGAGCCGCGGGCCGGGUGGCCUUAUCACCGUCGGCCACACAGUCGCUUCGCGCGCCUCGCGGCUAACACGUCUCCGCGCGCGAACUCUCCCCGCGAACUCUACGCUCUGUGACUUGUGAUCGACGGAUCAGUGAAACCCGAACUGAAACUUGUGUGUACACGUGCCGCGCAUUGCGCACCCGUUCUAUCUAUAUUUUUAUUGGACCGUGUGUCCCAUUCACGGGAGUUAUAAUAUCAUACAACUGCUGGCCUGUCAAAUAUUGUAAACACUGCACACGUGCCGCCGGCUCGCAAACCGCGAGACGUGAAAAUGGCGACCAAGGGCAAGCGGCCGAUGCGAGCCCUUACGCCUGGUGACAAGAUCGAAGCGAUACAACGCGUUAAUGAUGGAGAGUCUAAGGCCUCUGUCGCUCGGGACAUAGGUGUCCCUGAGUCCACGCUUCGUGGGUGGUGUAAGAACGAGGACAAGUUACGCUACAUGACCUCACGACUGUCGUCACCCGACACUGAUAAGAGCAAUGAUGGCGAACCGCAGGACAAGCGAGCACGCACCGAGUCACCGGCCGCACCACCGUCACCGAUCGCCGCUGGUCUCGAUCUCACCACACCAACUAGUACUGUACAUACAACUCAGCACAGUACAACUCCUAUCGACGCUCCAGUUGAACUCACCACUAAGCGUUCCCAACCAUCACCAACACCUCAUCUCCCACGUGACCGUCGACCAGAUCCAGGUGCCAGUGUAUCUAUGAGUGCCAUCAGCCCUUUAUCGGGCCUUGCGCAUUUACCCGGACUCACACAUUCCCAUCUAGGUCUGAGCUUCAACGAAAUUGCCACCAACUUGACCCUGCUGGCUCAACUCAAUCCGGGACUGUCCGCCCUAUCUGCUCAACCAGCUAGUCGAGCUUUACGUUCUGUUCGGUCACCUAAGCCUGCACAUAACGGAGUCCUGAAUUUGAACGAGAGCAAACAUCGCAGCAAACCACACCACCAUUCUGAUCCGUAUAGAUCAAGCGGGUCAAAAUCUAGCCACCACAGUACGUCAUCCUCCACUGCAAAUCAACCAGUAGAUGACACAUUGUGGUAUUGGCUGAAAACACAACAAGCCAUGUUAGAUUUAACUGCACAGAGCUCAACAGCUCAUCAACUUCAGCUCGGAAAACCAGAUCCGACUACUGCUCCGAAACCUGUCGCCCCUGCUCCACCGGUCACCUCGCACCUUGACUAUAACAGAAAUUCAUGGCUGUGGCAAUACUACAAACAGUUUGGUGGAGCGAUGCCACUACCAGAAGACAAACACAAAUCUGCGUCUCAAGUACCAAAAGAUAAAACUUCGGAAAAUAUACUUUAUUCACAUCUAACGAAAAGCAAGGAUGAGGAGCACAUUGCUAUGAUGAGCCCUAUUCAACAGCAACUCCGUAACGAAAAUGUCAGGGAAACUAAUCAUAAGGAACCACGUGUGGCUCAGCCGGCUACUAGCCCGGAGAUCAGUACGGAGAAUAAAGAGCCAUUAUCAGAGAGGAACCACGAAUCAGGCAAGAAUCAGAUCAAAGCUCGCACUGUGCUCGAUAAUCUUUUAUUUAACAAUACAAACCAGACGGCAAGUAAGGAAAUGAAAAGUGUAGACUUGCCAAAUGGUGAAUGGGAUACAGGCACCGCUGAAGCAUUGGAACACGGCGACAAGUUUUUGGCUUGGCUGGAAGCCAGCGGCGACCCAAGUGUGACGCGCAUGCACGUGCAUCAGCUGAGGGCACUUCUACAAAACCUGCGAGCAAGGCGAUCGGCCGCCGCUGUGCCCGCCGAGCCCUCCGACCAUGCCGCCCGUCGCAAAUGAACCGCCGGGAACGCUCCGCGCUCGCUACAGGGAAUAUUUCAAUUAUGUACAUAGUUACGACGUCGCCAGUAAGCGUUCACUUGUGAUAUGUGUAGCCAAAUUUGCGUAAUUUCUUUGUUCUAAAAAGAAAGCUAUGCAUUAUUUUUCUUUAGUCCUAAGACUUAACUAGGUGUAAGUGUGAGAUCCGGCGCCACCUCGACGAGUUCCGUCGAUGUGCGCGCCAGCUAACCCGUCUCCGAGUCUAACAAAUUUAAUAGUUAUUAAAGCUGUAAAAAUAAAUGUUAUAUGCAAUCGAUAUUACUUUCUUGAUGCACAGAACUGUUUGUUACGUGGUUAGAUUAAGUAGAUCAGCUGUAUGUUGCCAUUUGACGAUUACAUUCCUAGUUGUACCCUUACUAUAUAGUUUAUAGUUGGAUCCCCUAUGUUCUACCUCAAGUCAAAACUAAUACUAAGUCACAGCGUCCUUUCAACUUUUCAUAAUAAGAGCAUUGCGCCCACGUCGCAAGGUGCCGGCCAGAGUUGGCGGCGUAUAUAAAAGAUACCAAAUAUUGAAAGGAUGCGGUCGUAUUGUGCCAAUCGUACGAACAAGGUACUAUUGUUAAGAUAUAUAGAUAACUCUAUUGCGUUAGCGCUAGGCAUUCGUUGUGUAAUUGUUUUCUAUUGCUCAGUAUUUUAUAUGGUAGACAUGUAUAUGUCUCGACUCGGAAUUGUAUUAUACGUUAAAGUUAACAGUUAAGGACACUGUGAUCAAAAUUAUAAAUUAUUGAGAGAUUAUUAAUACUGUAAGUACAUUCCUAAUUAAUAGAGCGUAUUAUGAUAAUGUUAUAAGAGAUGUCCAAUGUUGUAGAUGUGUUGCGACAACACCGUGGCGCAACUAAUAUAAUUAAAUAUAGUUGAAAGUUCAAAAAUUGUAUCUCCUUUCACUGAAGAUAAAAUUAUUGAUUUGCAUUUCGUGUUAAUUAUAUUAAAUCUACUUACUUGAAAUUAUUCGAGAGAUGAUAUUUUGUACAAAAUUGAAAAUUGGAUUAUAAAAUGAUUCUCUUAUCACAGAGUUUGUGAUCUCAAAAAUGUUGAAUGAUUAAAUUUGAUUGAACC
Messenger RNA from Achroia grisella, 2940 nucleotides. Its product is annotated as protein distal antenna-like. The coding region runs from base 322 to 1845 and encodes 507 amino acids. The record is from RefSeq and is a predicted model, not a curated record. The transcript is spliced from 2 exons. Lineage: Eukaryota; Metazoa; Arthropoda; Insecta; Lepidoptera; Pyralidae. Gene Ontology annotation, molecular function: DNA binding.